AGCCAGCUUUCCCAGGCCCUGAACGGGUUGUCAGACAGAGCCAAGGAAGCAAAAGAGUUCCUGGUCCAACUCCGCAACAUGGUGCAGCAAAUCCAGGAGAACAGCGUGGAGUUCGAGGCCUGCCUGGUGGCCCAGUGUGACGCCCUCAUCGACGCCCUCAACAGAAGGAAAGCCCAGCUGCUGUCCCGAGUCAACAAGGAGCACGAGCACAAGCUGAAGGUGGUGCGAGACCAGAUUUCUCACUGCACGGUCAAGCUGCGCCAGACCACGGGCCUGAUGGAGUACUGCCUGGAGGUCAUCAAGGAGAACGACCCCAGCGGCUUCCUGCAGAUCUCCGACGCUCUCAUCAGGAGAGUGCACUUAACCGAGGACCAGUGGGGAAAGGGGACGCUCACACCCCGGAUGACCACGGACUUCGACCUGAACCUUGACAACGCCCCUCUGCUGCAGUCCAUCCACCAGCUCGACUUUGUGCAGAUGAAAGUGCCGGCCCCCCCGAUCCUGCAGCUAGAGGAGUGUUGCACCCACAACAACAGUGCCACCUUGUCCUGGAAGCAGCCCCCCUUGUCGACGGUGCAGGUGGAAGGCUACAUCCUGGAGCUCGAUGACGGCAACGGUGGCCAGUUCAGGGAGGUGUACGUGGGCAAGGAGACCAUGUGCACGGUGGACGGGCUUCACUUCAACAGCACGUACAGCGCACGUGUCAAAGCCUUCAACAAAACAGGAGUCAGCCCGUACAGCAAGACCCUGGUUCUCCAGACAUCUGAGGUUGCUUGGUUUUCUUUCGAUCCUGCCUCUGCCCACGCUGACAUCAUCUUUUCUAAUGACAACCUGACUGUCACCUGCAACAGCUAUGAUGACAGGGUUGUGCUGGGGAAAACGGGCUUUUCCAAAGGGCUCCAUUACUGGGAGCUGUCAAUCGAUCGUUACGAUAACCACCCUGACCCGGCCUUUGGUGUGGCACGCAUUGAUGUCCUGAAGGAUGCCAUGCUGGGCAAGGACGACAAGGCCUGGGCCAUGUACGUGGACAAUAACCGGAGCUGGUUCAUGCACAACAAUUCGCACACCAACAGAACCGAGGGUGGGAUAACGAAAGGCGCCACGGUGGGAGUGCUGCUGGAUUUGACCAGGAGGACCUUGACGUUCUCCAUCAACGAGGACCAGCAAGGGCCUGUCGCCUUCGAGAACCUGGAGGGCCUCUUCUUCCCCGCGGUCAGCCUCAACAGGAACGUGCAG
Molecule: messenger RNA, 1236 nt
Organism: Fulmarus glacialis (Northern fulmar)
Lineage: Eukaryota; Metazoa; Chordata; Aves; Procellariiformes; Procellariidae
Gene: TRIM9
Product: tripartite motif containing 9
Exons: 8
Molecular function (GO): protein binding
Source: RefSeq, a predicted model, not a curated record